CAGCACUAGACUCAAUUUGUGUCCAGGAAACAGGCCCCAUAUGUAUUACUGACAUGCUUGUCCUUGUUCAGGACUCCACACACUGGCUUCAGAUUGAACCCUUGACUUCCACUGUCCAGGGAGUGACAAUGUUCAGGCACAGGACACCCAAAGGGAGUUAUGAGUGCACAGUGUCUGGGCUCCGCUGGCUGUGUGAGAGAGAUGUCAUUCUGAAGUAUCACUUCAGGAACUGGGAACCCUACAGUCAACUUCUGAAAGGCAUGCAGUACACACAAGGUGGUCCAUUGCUGGACAUCACUAUGGAGUUAGGUGAACUGGAGGAAGUUCAUCUGCCACACUUUGUCUGUUUAGGGACCAACCCUUCCCUGAGGAAUGAGAUGAAGAUUCUUCAUGUAGAGGAACAUGGAGUGUCUUUAGAGGAAGUGUAUGAGGUCACCAGAUUCCAUGCUAAGAUUCUCCAUCCCAAGUUCUCAGCUAUCUCUCUGAUACUGAGAUUACUGUCUUGGAACGUAGAUGUCCACUGUGAGCUGAUGCUCUAUCUGACAGUGAUAAAGGAUAAACUAAUUCCACGCCUAUACCUGUUUCCCAGUGACCCCGGCCAGAUACAGGCUGUGGAACAACAGGAAAUAAAGUUUCAAGGAUCUAAAAGGUUUCCCAACACAAGACCAGAGCGGUCUUUCAAACUGAAGAGUUCCUUCAGACUGAACAUUCCCUGUUCUACCUCCAUCAAUCCACCGAGGAUUCAUCUCAUACAUAGAGACACCACACCAAGCUUUUUCAGGGCGGUUGUGAAAAUGACAGGGAUUGACAUUGCGAUGGAAUUAUUUGGUGAUGAUGAGACGACAGCGUGGAAAGAAAUAGUACCAACAGAUGAAUACAUCUCUGACACCCGUUCAACAAGUGCUGUGUUGGGGGCAGGGCGUCCGCCUGAGAGAAGUCUGACUGGUUCUACAAAACUGCAGCUGCGUUCUGUACGGACAGAGUUUGUGAAACGAGUGUCAAGACCUGUCCUGAAUGAACUGCUGGACGGACUCCUGCAACACACAGUCAUCAACCAGGAGGAAAUGGAGUCAGUGAAGGUGAUCGCUGAGAGGGCAGAGAAGGCACGUGACAUCAUCGACAUGGUGUUGAGAAAAGGAACUGAGUCGUGUUCCAGGAUGAUCAACCUUCUUCGGGAGAUUGACCCCUAUCUUUGGUCAAUGCUUCAGAUUAACAGUGUUGGGGUACCAACCUAAUGGUAGAAUGGAUAGUAACAGUGUUGGGGUAUCAUUGUAAUGGUAGAAUGGAUAGUAACAGUGUUGGGGUAUCAUUUUAAUGGUAGAAUGGAUAGUAACAGUGUUGGGGUACCAACCUAAUGGUAGAAUGGAUAGUAACAGUGUUGAGGUACCAACCUAAUGGUAGAAUGGAUAGUAACACUGUUGGGGUACCAACCUAAUGGUAGAAUGGAUAGUAACAGUGUUGGGGUACCAACCUAAUGGUAGAAUGGAUAGUAACAGUGUUGGGGUA
Molecule: messenger RNA, 1506 nt
Organism: Oncorhynchus kisutch (coho salmon)
Lineage: Eukaryota; Metazoa; Chordata; Actinopteri; Salmoniformes; Salmonidae
Product: NACHT, LRR and PYD domains-containing protein 1b allele 3-like
Exons: 7
Coding region: 54-1235 (393 amino acids)
Biological process (GO): regulation of apoptotic process
Source: RefSeq, a predicted model, not a curated record